Molecule: messenger RNA, 3768 nt
Organism: Aspergillus puulaauensis
Lineage: Eukaryota; Fungi; Ascomycota; Eurotiomycetes; Eurotiales; Aspergillaceae
Gene: RPB2
Product: DNA-directed RNA polymerase II subunit RPB2
Exons: 2
Coding region: 1-3768 (1255 amino acids)
Biological process (GO): DNA-templated transcription
Cellular component (GO): RNA polymerase II, core complex
Molecular function (GO): ribonucleoside binding; DNA-directed RNA polymerase activity; DNA binding
Source: RefSeq, a predicted model, not a curated record
AUGGCCGACUAUGGCGAUGCCUACGAUGAGGAGUAUUACGAUGAUAUGGAGGAGGGGAUUACGUCGGAGGAUUGUUGGACAGUGAUUUCGUCUUUCUUCGAUAGCAAGGGCCUUGUCUCCCAGCAGCUUGACUCCUUCGAUGAGUUCAUUUCGUCAACGAUGCAGGAGUUAGUGGAAGAGCAAGGUCAAGUGACUCUUGAUCAGACCCUCCCUCCUAGCGAAGAUGAAAUCGAUCCCGUCGUUGUCCGCCGAUACGAGUUGAAGUUCGGGACCGUCAUGCUUUCGAGGCCAUCAGUCACCGAAGGUGAUGGUGCGACCACGAUUAUGUUGCCCCAAGAGGCUCGUCUUCGUAACCUCACCUACGCCAGUCCUUUGUAUCUCGGAAUUACAAAGAAGAUUAUGGAAGGACGAGAACGCCUAGUGGCUGACCGCGACGAUGAUGAUGUGAUGGAUUCCAACGAAGAUCGGAAGGCAGCGGGGACUUACCUUCAAUGGGAACAGAAGGAAUUGUCUGCAGACCAGGCCAAGGAAGAAACCGUCUUCAUUGGAAAGAUGCCGAUUAUGCUCAAGUCCAAAUAUUGUAUUCUCAAGGAUCUGAGCGAACAGGCUCUUUACAACUGGAACGAGUGCCCUUACGACUCGGGCGGUUAUUUCAUCAUCAACGGAAGUGAAAAGGUUUUGAUCGCUCAGGAGCGCAGUGCCGGAAAUACUGUUCAGGUCUUCAAGAAGGCUCCACCAAGUCCAACACCGUAUGUUGCCGAAAUUCGCAGUGCCGUCGAGAAGGGUUCAAGGUUGCUCUCGCAGUUGGCUCUCAAGCUUUUUGCCAGAGGUGACAGUGCCAAAGGAGGCUUCGGUCCUACCAUUCGGUCGACGCUCCCCUACGUCAAGACCGAUAUUCCUAUCGUCGUUGUUUUCCGUGCGCUUGGUGUAGUGUCUGACGAAGAUAUCCUCAAUCAUAUUUGCUACGACCGAAAUGAUACCCCUAUGCUGGAGAUGCUGAAACCCUGUAUUGAAGAGGGUUUCGUCAUUCAGGACCGAGAGGUCGCGUUGGAUUUCAUUGCCAAACGUGGUUCUUCCCAGUCCAGCAUGAACCAUGAACGUCGUGUCAGAUACGCUCGGGAAAUUAUGCAGAAGGAAUUGUUGCCUCACAUUUCCCAAAGCGAGGGCAGUGAAACCAGAAAGGCAUUUUUCCUGGGUUAUAUGGUGCACAGACUUCUUCAGUGCGCUCUUGGACGUCGCGACGUCGAUGACCGUGAUCACUUUGGAAAGAAGCGUCUUGACCUUGCUGGCCCACUGCUUGCCAACCUCUUCCGAGUGUUGUUCACCAGGGUUACCCGUGACCUUCAGCGUUACGUACAAAGGUGUGUGGAAACCAACCGAGAGAUUUACCUCAACAUUGGUAUCAAGGCCAGCACCUUGAGCGGUGGUUUGAAGUAUGCUCUCGCUACUGGUAACUGGGGAGAACAGAAGAAGGCAGCCAGCGCCAAGGCUGGUGUGUCGCAAGUGCUCAGUCGCUACACAUAUGCAUCUACAUUGUCACAUCUUCGGCGAACAAACACGCCCAUCGGUCGUGAUGGAAAGAUUGCCAAACCUCGACAGCUGCACAACACUCACUGGGGUCUGGUGUGUCCGGCAGAGACUCCUGAAGGUCAAGCUUGUGGUUUGGUCAAGAACUUGGCGCUCAUGUGCUACAUCACAGUCGGUACACCCAGCGAGCCUAUCAUCGAUUUCAUGAUCCAGCGAAACAUGGAAGUUCUUGAGGAGUUUGAACCUCAAGUAACGCCGAACGCCACUAAGGUCUUUGUGAACGGUGUCUGGGUUGGUGUUCAUCGGGAUCCUGCUCACCUUGUCAACACCAUGCUUUCCCUACGUCGGCGGAACAUGAUUUCCCACGAAGUCAGUCUUAUUCGAGACAUUCGUGAGCGAGAGUUCAAGAUCUUUACCGAUGCCGGUCGUGUCUGUCGGCCACUUUACGUCAUCGACAACGAUCCCAAGAGUGAAAACUGCGGUAGUCUAGUCUUGAACAAGGAGCACAUCCGCAAGCUGGAGCAAGACAAGGAACUCCCGCCAGACAUGGAUCCAGAAGAUCGCCGGGAGCAAUACUUCGGAUGGGACGGUUUAGUGAAGUCAGGUGUUGUUGAGUAUGUGGAUGCCGAAGAAGAAGAAACAAUCAUGAUCGUUAUGACACCAGAGGAUCUGGAAAUUUCGAAGCAACUCCAGGCAGGGUACGCCUUACCCGAAGAGGAGCACGAUAUUAAUAAACGCGUGCGGUCGGUUCUCAGCCAAAGGGCACAUACCUGGACGCACUGCGAAAUUCACCCCAGUAUGAUUCUUGGUGUCUGCGCCAGUAUCAUUCCUUUCCCCGAUCACAACCAGUCCCCUCGUAACACCUAUCAAUCUGCUAUGGGUAAGCAGGCUAUGGGUGUGUUCCUGACCAAUUUCGACCAACGCAUGGAGACCAUGGCGAAUAUCCUCUACUAUCCGCAGAAGCCGCUAGCAACGACACGAUCCAUGGAGUUCUUGCGUUUCCGUGAACUUCCUGCUGGUCAGAAUGCUAUCGUGGCUAUUGCGUGCUACUCAGGAUACAACCAGGAAGAUUCGGUUAUCAUGAACCAGAGCAGUAUCGAUCGUGGCCUAUUCCGCAGUCUUUUCUACCGUACAUACACAGACAGCGAGAAGAUGGUAGGGUUGACAGUUGUUGAACGGUUCGAGAAGCCGAUGCGGUCAGACACGAUUGGCAUGCGGAAGGGAACCUAUGAUAAGCUGGACGAAGACGGCAUUAUCGCCCCUGGAGUGCGUGUUUCUGGUGAGGACAUCAUCAUCGGAAAGACUGCACCACUAGCUCCAGAUGCAGAGGAAUUGGGUCAACGUACCAAGGCUCACACCAAGCUGGAUGUUUCGACACCGCUCCGUAGCACGGAAAAUGGUAUCGUCGAUCAAGUCUUGGUGUCCACCAGCAACGAUGACCUAAAAUUCGUCAAGGUCCGCAUGAGAACGACCAAGGUACCGCAGAUUGGAGAUAAGUUUGCCUCUCGUCACGGUCAGAAGGGUACAAUCGGUAUCACAUACCGACAAGAAGAUAUGCCGUUCACUCGCGAGGGUGUUACGCCAGAUCUAAUCAUUAACCCGCACGCCAUUCCCUCUCGUAUGACCAUUGCUCACUUGAUCGAGUGUCAGCUCAGCAAGGUCUCUUCGCUGCGUGGAUUCGAAGGUGAUGCCACUCCGUUUACCGAUGUCACUGUUGACUCGAUCUCGCGUCUUCUUCGCGAGCACGGUUACCAGUCACGUGGAUUUGAAGUGAUGUACAACGGCCACACUGGCCGCAAACUAGUAGCGCAGGUCUUCCUGGGGCCGACCUACUACCAGCGUCUGCGACACAUGGUGGACGACAAGAUUCACGCGCGUGCGCGUGGCCCAACGCAGAUUCUGACCCGCCAACCUGUGGAAGGUCGUGCUCGCGACGGUGGUCUUCGAUUCGGAGAGAUGGAACGUGACUGUAUGAUUGCGCACGGAGCGAGUGCGUUCCUGAAGGAGCGAUUGUUCGACGUGUCCGACCCGUUCCGAGUCCACAUCUGCGAUGACUGCGGGCUGAUGACCCCGAUAGCGAAACUGAAGAAGGGACUCUUCGAGUGUCGACUCUGCAACAACAAGCACCGAAUCUCUCAGGUGCAUAUUCCGUAUGCAGCCAAGCUUCUGUUCCAAGAAUUAGCGGCGAUGAAUAUCUCGGCUCGAAUGUUCACCAAUCGGUCCGGCGUGUCCGUGCGGUGA